AUGGCCUCAAACCCCGCCCACUUGGAGCCUUCCAAGCUCGGAACAAAAGAAUACUGGUCCUCCCUUUACACAACCGAACUGACGAACCAUACCUCCAACCCAGAGGACAGAGGCACGGUCUGGUUCGACGACAGCGACGCCGAGUCCAAGCUCCUGACCUAUCUCGAGGACCUGACCGAGUCCGCCCCCUUCGAUCACUCCCUCCGCCAGGCCGACGCCACCUUCUUGGAUCUGGGCUGCGGCAACGGCUCUCUUCUGUUCGCCCUCCGCGACGAGGGAUGGGCCGGCCGCGCUCUGGGCGUCGAUUACGCCCCGCAGAGUGUCGAGCUUGCGCGCCGCAUUGCGCUUCAGAGAAGUCAGGCGCCAAAGGAGGACGAGGAAAUGGCCGACGGUGACGACAACGAGGAGGAAGAGGAGGUCAAGGAACCCGAGUUCGCAGAGUGGGACCUGCUCAACGGGCCUUGGGAGACGGUCUUGAACGGUGCACAGCAGGAGGGGUGGGAUGUAGUGCUCGACAAGGGGACCUUUGACGCCAUCUGCCUCAGCGACGAGAAGGACGCGCAGGGGAGACGGAUUUGCGAGGGUUACAGGGGCCGUGUGCUCCGUCUGGUCAGGCCCGGCGGAUUGCUGCUCAUCACGAGCUGCAACUGGACCGAGGAGGAGCUCAAGGCGUGGUUCGAGGGUCCCCCGCGCGAGGGUGAUGUUGGAAGGUUCGUCGCUGUCGGAAAGGUGGACUACCCCAGUUUCACCUUUGGCGGCGCCAAGGGCCAGACGAUUAGCAGCUUGUGUUUCCAGAGGCAGGCCUAG
This is a messenger RNA of Colletotrichum truncatum, 807 nucleotides long. RefSeq names its product S-adenosylmethionine-dependent methyltransferase. Lineage: Eukaryota; Fungi; Ascomycota; Sordariomycetes; Glomerellales; Glomerellaceae. Gene Ontology annotation, molecular function: protein-lysine N-methyltransferase activity. The record is from RefSeq and is a predicted model, not a curated record. Gene Ontology annotation, cellular component: cytoplasm.